AGAAUUAAGGAACUAGGGACUAGGGGAGUAAUUAUACUCCGGUAAUAAUUACAACUCCCUGAUUAGCAUCCAGAGGCUGACUCUGUAUCCGGAGACCACACUUCCCGUUCUAUCCAAAAUCACUUUACUCUUGAAAAAUGUGGCUACAUCUUCUCUUCCUCCUCCUCAACUCCGGCGCCUUGACGGCUGAGAUCGCCGAUCUCCGCCGCGGAUUUUACAACCAGACCUGCCCGGAGGCUGAAUCCGUGGUCAGGCUGGUGAUGGAGAAGAGCAUGAGAAGAGAAGCCAGAAGCAUAGCAUCCGUGAUGCGCCUCCAGUUCCACGAUUGCUUUGUUAACGGAUGUGACGGAUCGGUGCUGUUGGACGACACGGAGACUAUGUUGGGGGAGAAGCUGUCUUUGUCGAACAUAAAUUCACUGAGGUCAUAUGAAGUUGUUGAUGAAAUCAAGGAAGAGCUGGAGAGGGCGUGUCCGGGCGUUGUUUCGUGCGCUGAUAUCUUAAUCAUGGCGGCCAGAGAUGCUGUUGCUCUGAGUGGAGGACCAAAUUGGGAGGUGAAGCUGGGAAGGCUGGACAGCUUAACAGCAAGCCAAGAAGACUCAGACAGCAUAAUGCCAAGCCCAAGAGCAAAUGCAACAUAUCUCAUAAACCUCUUCACCAAAUUCAACCUCUCAGUGCAAGACCUUGUUGCCCUUUCAGGCUCCCAUUCCCUUGGCAAGGGACGGUGCUUCUCGGUCGUCUUCCGCCUCUACAACCAGUCGGGGACCGGGAGACCGGACCCCGCCAUGGACUACGAGUUCCACGAGAAGCUCGACAAGCUGUGCCCCCUCGGGGGCGACGGGAACGUCACGGGGGACUUGGACGCGACCCCCGAGGUGUUUGACAACCAGUACUUUGUGGACUUGACUAGGGGACGGGGGUUUCUAAACUCGGACGAAACACUGUUCACUACCCCGAGAACCCGGGGGUACGUCCGGCUGUACAGCCGAGACCAGAAGGCAUUCUUUGAUGCAUUCGUCGAGGGGAUGGUUAAGAUGGGCAAUCUCCGGUCAGGCCGGCCCGGAGAGGUCAGAAGGAACUGCAGAGUUGCCAAUGGCCACUUGCCCCCAAGAAACUCCCUUGCUUCCUAAUGAGGACAUAUCUUAUUGUCAUUGGUGUGUGUGAAUAUUUACAAUAUGUUGAAGUUCUAAUAUGCAACAGUUCAUAGUUCAAGUGUUUUACUCCAUCAAAUACGUCUAAAGGGUUUUUCAUGACAAAGAUCUUUUAUUUUACUAACGGUUGAGUUUUAAUCUCUUCAGAGUGCACAAUUUGUUUUCUUUCGUAAAUUAAUUAUAGUACAAGAAUAUUAUACAUACUUCCAAUUGAUGAACAAUUCGUUUCUACUUAGUGUACAUGUAAAUCUCCAUUUGGUAAAACUAAUAAUCAAUAUGAUCUCAAAUC
This is a messenger RNA of Cuscuta campestris, 1437 nucleotides long. Lineage: Eukaryota; Viridiplantae; Streptophyta; Magnoliopsida; Solanales; Convolvulaceae. The record is from the annotation of a GenBank genome assembly.